GGCUUUCAGUCGGAAACCGAACCAACGUCAACAAAAUCCAUGCACUCUUCGAUUGUUAACUUUUGCCGACGUUGCUAGGGUCAGAAGAAUAACCAACGUGUUUCAACGUGAAGAAAAAACUUUCAGUUCCGUACGAAAAUUUUCCUCCCGCAGUCAAUUUCCAAGUAAUGUCCCAGUCCCAAACGAAGAAACGUCGAAAUCGAAAACGCUGCAAGAUGGAACCUGCCGUGGCCUUCCCCCAAAUUAAAGAAGAAGGAACAAAGCCUGAUGUUGCUAUGGACAUGGCCAUUCCGUCUUCCUCGUUAACGCCCCAAGCAGAAGGGGGAGAAUGCAGCUCGUGCAAAGAUACGGUGGCCAAUCCGGUGACUUGCAGCAGUUGUGACAAGUUCUUCUGUUCGAAAUGCUUCGAAGUGUGGCUCUCGUUGACUCCACGGACCAUGUGCCCGGGUUGCGUAGCGGAAAUGAAGAAACGGGACGACUGCUGCGGGGAUCACGAUCAGGUGUUGAAUCUAUUCUGUCUAACUUGCGGAACGCGAAUUUGCAGUGGAUGCUUCCUGAAUACGGCUGGCCACAAGCGGCACCAGAUCGAUGACCUGGAUGUCGUGUACCGGGAAAAGCUAGCCGAGACCAACGGGAAACUGAACGAGGUCGGAGAUGUGCUGCUGCAGUUCCAAUCCGUCGUCGAUACGACGGAACAAAACGCCGGAAUGAUUUGCAAAACCGAAGACGACAUGCAGACCGAAAUGGGACAGCUGAUGGAAAAGGCAAAGGCGGAAGCCACCGGAUGGAAGGAGGGCAAACUGCGGCUGUGUCAGUUGCGAAAGGAAGUGCCAAUAAAGAGAAAGUUGCUGUUUGAGGAGUUACAGGGACGGAUCAACGGUUUGGCCAAACAUGAAUUCAUCGCCAGGAAGGAUGAGCUGGAACUGGAAGCAGCGGCUUUGAUUCCCAAUGCGCAGGCGCUUUAUCCGCCGCCGAUCGAUUAUCACGAUUAUGAGUGUUCGCUCAUCCCUCAGUGCCGAAUGGUUCCGAUAAUUUUGGAUAACUUCUCCCGUCAUUUCGAUGAUCCCAAGUACGAUGUCAUAGCCAGUAUGGACAUUUCGGACAGUAGCGAAACUUUUUGGACCAUUCGCGUGUUCAAAGGGACACAUUUGACAGUUGAUUUUUCGCAAAAACAGUUGCUGAAGCAUAGCCUAUCAUUCCAGCUGUACGUGGAAAUAUUUCACAUCGAUCAUCGCAACACGCUUUGUACUAUGCAAGAAACGCAAUCUACCAACUGCCACAUUGAUUUGAUAGAAAUGAACCAGUUGAAAGAAAGGGGAUUCUUAUCCAAAGCUGAUGAAAUUUCGCUAGGCAUCUGGAUCAGACCAACAUCGAUCAUCGUCGAACGUCAAGCUCUUACGUUGAACUUUUUGGAUCUCAAACGCCAAAAAUUUGAACUGGACGAUAAGUACAACGGUGUCGUUUCGAAACUGGCCGAGUCGGAGCAAUUUUCCGUUGGAUAUUUCCGCAUCCCCCUGGAUAAGUUGCAAUUUCCGGAAGAUGGCACCAGCGAUACGUUGCAGAUCAAGUCGCACGCGAUCAAAGACUUUAGUGGCCGUUCCUGGUGUAUGUACGUCGAACGUGUGAAGGCCAAUCGGAUUUGUGCUGAAUCGUACAUUGGCGUCUACUUGAUGCUGUGCUCGCCAUUGAAAAAGAAGACAUCAACCUUACGUCGGCGCUUCUAUCUGGAGUUGGUCAACAAAGACCGCGAUUACAGCAUCCGUAAGUACAGCUCCGAUAAAUUUGGCUCUACGGCUAGGUUCGGUUGGAGUCCAUUCGUUAGAAUGUCGCGGGUUUUUGCGGACAGCUCCGGAUUUGUUCAUAAAGGAGCAAUCGGAUUCCGGUUCGGAGUUCAGAAUAUGAAAAGAAAAUGAGGCUUUCGAAGAAAUGCGCAACAUUUCAGUAUUUUAGUUCCAGCGGUUUCGCCAUAUGCAUUCACAUAUUUUAACGUGUUUCAAACCAUUCAAUUCACUUAACUUUCGUUACGUACUUUGAGUAACUUUUUUUAUGAUUUUGAUUAUUAUUAGAGUGACAUGCUUUUCGUAACUAUUAUACGAUUAAUUGAAAUCUAAUAAAAUUGAUCAUAUUCAGAAGUAAGUAUUUAAA
This is a messenger RNA of Aedes aegypti (yellow fever mosquito), 2145 nucleotides long. RefSeq lists its product as uncharacterized. Gene Ontology annotation, cellular component: aggresome; peroxisome. Gene Ontology annotation, molecular function: zinc ion binding; ubiquitin protein ligase activity; tumor necrosis factor receptor binding. The coding region runs from base 168 to 1913 and encodes 581 amino acids. Lineage: Eukaryota; Metazoa; Arthropoda; Insecta; Diptera; Culicidae. The record is from RefSeq and is a predicted model, not a curated record. The transcript has 4 exons. Gene Ontology annotation, biological process: negative regulation of centriole replication; protein autoubiquitination.